AUGAGUUCAGACGAGAUCUUUGACGAAAAGAAGAGCGUCUUCAUCACCAGUCGGCCGAUUGAUGGUGACUACAGUGAUACGAAAAAGGAAAGCAGCGAGUCGAUUGAUGAUGCCGACAAGGAGAGAAUCCUCCUGCGUAUCAAGGAAUUGACCAAAACCUAUUGGGAAGACAACAACUCUAUCGAUCCUGUAACCCAGUUUCUCUAUGAUGUUGUAGUUGAUAUGGAGGUUGAGAAAGGAAUUCAGAUUCUCCAGGAAACCUAUGCGAAUCACUUCGACGACGUCAAUUUCCCCUCAGAUGAUCUUGAGUAUGUUCGAAUCCUCUCGCUAGGAUAUGAGCAUUUCCAGGGUGACCUUGCGACCUAUGAGCUGGACGUCAAAGUCAUGGCUGCCCUCAUUGAUUCUCACUCUCCCUAUCCUGAAGUCAGAGCUGUUUGUGAUCCGUUUGAUGAUCCGACAAUUCCAGUUGAGACAUUUCGAGUUUACGUUCUCGGCAUUGUCUGGGUUGGUAUCGGCUCGUUUGUUAAUGAGUUCUUCCAGCAACGACAGCCUUCUUUGACAAUCUCGUCCACGGCUAUCCAGUUGUUGCUUUACCCGUGUGGAAAGCUAUGGGCCAAGAUCGUUCCGGACUGGGGCUUCACGUUUCGUGGAACUCGCGUUAGCCUCAAUCCUGGUCCAUGGACAAACAAAGAACAGAUGCUUGCAACUUUGAUGGUUAAUAUUGGCGCGACAAGCUUGAAUUUUGCCGCAUAUGUCAUUGUUAUGCGUCUCGAGAUGUUUUUCAACCUAGAGUGGGUUUCGUUCGGCUUUAUGUUUGUUAUGAACCUGUCAUCGCUAUUCUUCGGCUUUGGUCUGGCGGGUAUGAUGCGCCGAUGGGUCAUCUACCCGGUCAAAACGGUGUGGCCUACUGUUCUUCCGACUUUGGCGCUCAAUCGUGCGCUUCUGGUGCCUGAGAUGCGAAGCAAUAUUCACGGGUGGACCAUCUCAAAGUACAAAUUCUUUUUCAUUGUCUUGAUUGCCGCAUUCUUCUAUUUCUUCAUUCCGGAUUAUUUGUUCAAGGCUUUGAGUUACUUCAACUGGAUGACUUGGAUCGCUCCCCAGAACAAGACAUUGGCGAUUGUUACUGGCUCUUAUAUCGGCCUUGGAUUCAAUCCGAUUACGACUUUUGAUUGGUCUAUCAUCAAUUACACGGUCCCGUUGACCGUUCCAUUCUUCUCUCUGGUCAACAGAUAUAUCGGCAGUCUUAUCGGAGCGUUUUUGAUGCUUGGGUUCUACUGGAAGAACUAUAAAUGGACCGCCUAUAUGCCAAUCAACUCUGCAACACUAUACGAUAAUCUUGGCAAGACAUACAAUACAAGUCGGGUUUCCAGCAAUCUUCAGCUAGAUGAGGAGGCAUAUUUGAACUACUCCCCGCCUUACAUUUCUGCCGGAAAUUUGCUACUUAAUGGCUCGCUUUUUACUCUAUAUGUUCUUGCGUUUACCUACGUGCUGUUGACGGAACAUCGCUUGCUCUGGAAUGCGGUCAAGAGCUUCUGGGUCACGAUCCGUCACCCAGGAGCCUCCACUAUGUCAAACUUCAAUGACCCGCAUACCAGGAUGAUGCGAAAAUACAAAGAGGUUCCCGAUUGGUGGUAUCUUUCUGUUUUGGUGGGAUCGUUUGUACUGGGUGUUAUCGCUGUGAAGUGCUGGCCUACAGACACUCCUGUCUACGGAAUUGUUGUUAUUGCGCUUCUCAGUAUUGCCAUGAUUAUCCCCAGUACACUGGUGUACUCAAUUACUGGCUACGAACUCAAUGUCUAUUACUUUGCGGUGGUUAUUACUGGGUAUAUGUGCAAAGGAAAUGGAAUGGCCAAUAUGCUCUGCAGAUUGUACGGCAACAAUAUCGAUGUUCAGGGAGAGUCUUUCAUUUCUGACCAGAAAAUGGGACAUUACGUGAAGCUUCCACCAAGAGCAGUGUUCCGGGCCCAGAUGAUUGCUGUCUUUAUUCAGGGCUGUAUCACGAUCGGUGUCGUUCAGUUCUGUAUGGACUCGAUCGUGGACUUUUGCAGCAAUACUCAGGUCGACAAGUUCACCUGCACGUUCCCUCAUCAGCUCUAUUCUCAGACGAUUAUGUAUGGUAUUAUUGGUCCAGAGAGAAUGUUUUUCACGCUCUAUCCUGUGUUGAAGUACUGCUUUUUGAUCGGCUUUUUGAUUGCGAUCCCGGCAUAUAUUCUGAAGAUCUACUUCCCAAAGGUCAUGAUGUACGCGCAGCCUAUUCUCGUUGUCAACGGACUCAGCAGAUGGGGUGCUACUUACAAUAUGUCGCAUUAUACUCCUGGACUGAUCGCCGGCUUUGUAUUCAACAGGUACAUCAAGCAUCGUUAUGUCAAAUGGUGGACCAAGUACAACUAUGUGUUGACCUCUGCACUAUCAGCUGGCGUUGCGUUUGGAGGUAUCAUCAUCUUCCUGACUUUGCAGUACACAAACACUUCGGUCAAAUGGUGGGGAAAUAGGGUAUAUGCUGCUGGAGUCGAUUAUGCAAAGAACGCGACGUUGUUGGAUGUUCCAGAAAAUGGAUUUGGUCUGAAAGUGGGCGAGUUCCGAUAA
Molecule: messenger RNA, 2586 nt
Organism: Myxozyma melibiosi
Lineage: Eukaryota; Fungi; Ascomycota; Lipomycetes; Lipomycetales; Lipomycetaceae
Product: OPT oligopeptide transporter protein-domain-containing protein
Exons: 1
Coding region: 1-2586 (861 amino acids)
Biological process (GO): transmembrane transport
Cellular component (GO): plasma membrane
Molecular function (GO): oligopeptide transmembrane transporter activity
Source: RefSeq, a predicted model, not a curated record